Molecule: messenger RNA, 1758 nt
Organism: Ipomoea nil (Japanese morning glory)
Lineage: Eukaryota; Viridiplantae; Streptophyta; Magnoliopsida; Solanales; Convolvulaceae
Exons: 2
Coding region: 1-1758 (585 amino acids)
Source: RefSeq, a predicted model, not a curated record
AUGGUAUCAGAGCGCUACCGUAGUUACGCCGCCGUCGUCGUCAUGGAUUCCGGAGUAGGUGGAGCAACGUUGACAGAAGAUGCCACAGCCGCUCCUCCCAUCAAUCAAACUGCUGCAAAUCGCAGCUACUCAUAUCAAACAGAGGAGUUCGAUGAUCCCUUAUAUCUACACAUUACGGAGAAUCCCAACCUUAUGCUUGUUUCUCCCCCACUGACCGAAAGCAAUUAUGCUUCAUGGAGCAGAUCCAUGAAGAUUGCCCUAGAGGUGAAGAAUAAGUUCGAUUUUGUAGAUGGAAGCAUUGUGUGUCUAGGGGAAGCUGAUCCGAGAUACGCGAUCUGGAAAAGGUGCAACGAUAUUGUUUGUUCCUGGAUCCUGAAGUCGCUCAGUCCAACCAUAGCAGAAAGUGUGCUAUACUUUGAAGUAGCUGAGGAGAUUUGGACAGCUCUGAGGAAAAGAUAUUCACAGGCUGAUCCGCAUAGAAUAGCAGAAGUUCAGAAUGCAAUCUAUAAAAAUGUUCGAGGUACUUUGUCUAUCAAUGAGUAUUUCACUAAAUGCAAUGUUCUAUGGGAACAAUUAAAUGCAAUGAGACCUAUGUAUAUGUGUGAAUGUGUGCCUAAGUGUUCCUGCAAACUUAUGAGUAAGAUACAAAAGGAUAGAGAGGAAGAUCAGGUGAUAAGGUUCUUAGAGGGGUUGAAUGAGGAGUUUGAAACUAUAAAGUCGGGAGUAUUGGUGAUGGAUCCUAUACCAAACAUUGAAAAGGUUUUGAACAUGGCCUUGAAGCUGGAAAGAAAGCUAAAUGGCUCUGGAAGUCAUAAAAAAAUGAAGUUACUUAUUCCAAUGCAACUCAAUAUCAGAAUACUGAUGAACAAUCACCGGUGGCUGCCUCAACUUCCAUGGCUACCCCCUGGAUGGGUAGCUGGUUACAAAUCCAAAAGCAGGCAGAAUAAUGACAAUCAGCAGACUCAAAAUGGCUCAGUAAAUCAGGUUGGAGACAUAGGCCUAUCUGCUAACCAGUUCCAGAGAUUGUUGUCAUUAUUGCAGAAUCAAAACCAAGGGAGUCAAGCAUCCACCAGUGCUGCACUCACAGUUGGGAAAUCUGGAACCAGAACAGAUUUCAGAGAUAAGCCAGAAGAAUCUAAGGAAGGCAGGUCUAUUUCUAACUAUCUUGUUAAUUCCAUUUUGAAUUGCUCAACAGUUUGGAUUCUAGAUUCAGGAGCCACAGACCAUAUUACUUGCUCCUUAGAAUAUCUUGACAACUGCCAUAAGGUCCAGAAUAUCUCUGUCAAACUGCCUAAUGGAGAGACAGUGGAAGUUGCUAAUGUGGGGGAAAUCAAACUUUAUCCAAAUCUGCUAUUGAAAAAUGUUCUUCAUAUCCCAACUUUUUCUUUCAAUAUCAUUUCUGCUAGUAGAUUGGCAAAGCAGAGCAGCUGCAAACUCAUUAUGAAUGAUGUAUCAUGUAAUAUCCAGGAUCCCUGUGGAAUAGUGCAUGGUUUUGCUGAAGAAAAGGGUGGGCUGUACUUGAUCAAGCAUCCACCUGCUAAGAAGGAAGAUGAUCAGUCUGAUAUAAUUGAUGACAGACAGUGCAGUGCUGUGACAUUGCAAUUAUGGCACAAUAGAUUAGGACAUUAUCCUAUGGACAAGAUCCAAUACUUGUAUAGAAUAAAAUCUGCUCAGUCUAAUAAAAUUCAUGGCAUUGCUUGUGACAGUUGCCAUUUUGCUAAACAUAAGAGGUCUCUUUUUUCCUUUGAGCACAUCUAG